This is a messenger RNA of Oncorhynchus nerka (sockeye salmon), 4959 nucleotides long. RefSeq names its product phosphofurin acidic cluster sorting protein 2 (gene pacs2). Gene Ontology annotation, molecular function: transmembrane transporter binding. Gene Ontology annotation, biological process: protein localization to plasma membrane. The record is from RefSeq and is a predicted model, not a curated record. Bases 431 to 3106 code for a protein of 891 amino acids. Lineage: Eukaryota; Metazoa; Chordata; Actinopteri; Salmoniformes; Salmonidae. The transcript has 25 exons.
UACAUCUAUUCAUAUACAUUGUAAAUGAUACAUUUUCUUGACAUAUUUUUGCAUGUAGGUUGGGAUGAAUCGCACGGUUCAAGGACAUUGCUUGCAUGCCACUUCGCCAGCCUGUUCCCCUGAUCUGAAUGAAGGCUGCGUCCAUGGCCAGCAAUGACGUUAUUUCCUGGGGGGUGGCAGGGAGCAAAGUACUGCAGUUCUAGGGAACAGUGUAUGCAAGUCUGACAUGUGAGCAUUUGGUCCGGAACAACCUGCUGCACUAAUUCCACAUUGUACGAAUUUAAUCGCAUCAAUAACUGUAUUGUGUGUGUUUAAAUUUUUUUUUUUACCAUCGCACUUCAAGACAAAUUCAUUUUUUUUUAUUCAGAUAGGUAUAUAUUUUUGUACCGCCUCGGUUCGUGUGGACGUUUAGGCAGAUUCAUAACGAACCAUGGCGGAGAGAAGUGGCCGGUUGAGCUUCGGUGGCGGGGCGCUCAACAGACCGGUGCCAAUGAACCUGUUCGCCACAUGGGAAAUAGAUGGAUCGUCCCCGAGUUGUAUCCCGAGGUUGUGCAGUUUGACUCUGAAGAGGUUGGUGGUCCUGAGGGAGCUGGACAAGGAGCUCAUCUCUGUGGUCAUCGCUGUCAAAAUCCAGGGUUCCAAGAGGAUCCUGAGGUCCCAUGAGAUAGUGCUGCCCCCUAGUGGCUCAGUGGAGACUGACUUGGCUCUCACCUUCUCACUGCAGUACCCUCACUUCCUGAAGAGAGAGGGUAACAAGCUCCAGAUCCUGCUGCAGAGGAGGAAGAGAUACAAGAACAGGACUAUCCUGGGAUACAAGACCCUGGCUGUAGGAACCAUCGAUAUGGCUGAGGUGAUGCAGCACCCUACGGAGGGGGGCCAGGUUCUGUCUCUGUGCAGUAACCAGAAGGAGAUGCUGGGUAAAGUAGCUGAGAUCUGGAUCUUCUCACUGUCCAGUCAGCCGAUAGACCACGAAGAGGCCGCUCUGCAGGAGGGAACCAAGAUCAAAUGCUCAGAUACCUAUUCAGAGGAGGAGUAUGAGAGUUUCUCUUCAGAGCAGGAGGCCAGCGACGAUGCUGUUCAGGGUCAGGACCUUGAGGAUGAUGAGUAUGAUGUGAGGAAACCAAAGAAGCACAGGAGGUCUAUCGUGAGGACUGCCUCAAUUACCAGGCAGCAGAACUUUAAACAGAGACUGGUGGCCCUGAUCAAGAGGUUCCGAGUCUCAGACGAGGUGUUGGACUCGGAGCAGGACCCGGCAGAACCCCCUCCAGAGGUAGAGGAGGAUCUGGACCUCGAGAGUCUGGACCUAGAGAACCCCAGUGACAGUGGACCGGAACUAGACGAUGACGACAGUGUCCUCAGCACCCCGAAACCUAAACUCAAGCCAUAUUUUGAGGGUCUCUCCCUCUCCAGUUCUCAGACAGAUAUGGGCAGCAUCCACAGCAGCCGGAGUCACCGAGAGCCACCAAGUCCGAUGGACCCAGACAAGACUAAGAGCAGUGGAGACAAGUUCCAGGUGGACAAUGUCUCAGAUAACGCUUCUCUUCAGGAGGAGCAACCAGAGGCAGUGACCCCCACUACAGAGCUGGAGAUGGACAACAUGGACACCUUCCUGGAGAAACUGCCCCCUACUGGCAAGAUGAAGAAGACCGAGUCCCUCAUCAUCCCUUCCAACAGGUGGCAGGAAGCUAAAUUGGCAGGGAGGAGAGGGAGAAGUACUUCCCUAAAGGAGCGCCAGCCCAACAGACCACAGAAUGAGAGAGCCAACAGCCUGGAUAACGAACGCUUGCUCGACACACGCUGCCAUCUACAGAUCCCCAGGAAGACUGUGUAUGACCAGCUGAACCACAUCCUGGUGUCUGAUCACCAUCUACCCGACAGCAUCAUCCUCAUCAACACAUCUGAUUGGCAGGGCCAGUAUCUGUCAAGUGUUCUCCAGAACCAGCACCUCCCAGUGGUGUGUACCUGUACUACAGCAGACAUCCAGGCCGCCUUCAACACCAUCGUCUCACGCAUACAGAGAUUCUGUAACUGUAACAGCCAGACACCCAUCCCCAUAAAGAUAGCUGUGGCUGGAGCCCAGCACUACCUCGGUGCAGUCCUCAGGCUGUUUGUAGACCACCUCUCUUACAAGACCCCUGAUUGGCUGGGCUACAUGAGGUUCCUCAUCAUACCACUAGGAUCUCACCCAGUUUCCAAGUACCUGGGUACCAUCGACUAUCGAUACAACAGUUUAUUCCAGGACACUGCGUGGAGUGACCUGUUUUACAAGCCAGAAGCACCAGUCAUGGUGCAGGAGAGUCCAGACGUGGUUUCCAGGGUAACCCAGUAUAUGGUCGGGGCCAACGGAGCUCACCAACUCCCCAUCGCUGAGGCCAUGCUCACAUACAAACAGAAGAGGAAAAAGAGCUUUCAUUUUGAUUUUGCAGUAAGCCCCGAUGAGGACUCGUGUCAGAAGUUCAUUCCCUUUAUCGGAAUGGUGAAAGUUGGCAUCGUGGAGCCGUCAUCUGCAACAUCAGGUGACUCUGACGAUGCAUCCCCCAUGGGGAUGGUUUUCCACUCCUCCACCCCUCCUCAGGUGUCCCCUGCCCUGAAGGAAGCCUCACCCACCCCUCCCUCUUCCCCCUCCGUCAACACAAGCUUCAGUUCCUACAGUUCUCCCCAGGGGGAGCUGAUGGGACUACAGGUGGACUACUGGGUGGCUCCCUCCCCGGCUGACAGGAAGAGAGACGUGGAGAAAAGGGACUCGUCCUCCUCUAAGAACACUCUGAAGUGUACGUUCCGCUCGCUGCAGGUCAGCAGGCUCCCCCAGACCGGGGCCCAGCCACAGCCCGCCAUGUCCAUGACUGUCGUCAUGAAGGAGAAGAACAAGAAAGUCAUGUUCCUGCCAAAGAAGACUAAAGACAAGGAUGUGGAGUCUAAGAGCCAGGUGAUCGAUGGCAUCAGUCGACUAAUCUGCACUGCCAAGCACCAGCAGACCAUGCUGAGGGUGCUGAUUGACGGCGUGGAGUGGAAUGAUGUCAAGUUUUUCCAGUUGGCGGCACAGUGGUCGUCACACGUCAAACAUUUCCCCAUCGGGAUCUUUGGACACACUAAAGGGCCUUACUAGCAGGCCCCGCAGGCAGCAACUAGAACUAGUAUCCAUAGAGACCGUUACCACAGUAGCGACCGUUGCCACAGUAGCGACCGUUGCCACAGUAGCGACCGUUGCCACAGUAGCGACCGUUGCCACAGUAGCGACCGUUGCCACAGUAGCGACCGUUGCCACAGUAGCGACCGUUGCCACAGCAGCGACCGUUACCAUAGACACUCAUCUGGAACUGAGGACGACGCCCCCGCUCUCAUGUGCCAAUAGCCUUUAACCUCCCAGCUCCAGGCUUUGCACUGCCCCGCCCCCCCAGUCUGCACUGCCCCCCCCACCCGCACAUCAUAGCCUGGUCCCAGGUCUGUUUGUGUUGUCUUGUCAACGAUUUGCUUGACAAUGACUUUAGGAGUUGGCAAGACAGCAUAAACGGAUCUGGGACCCAAUGUCUUAAUUUAAGCUCCAGCUUUCCCUUGUGUUUUAUGUUAAUACGUUUCUGUGUGUUUGUUUUCUUCUAUAUGUAUAUUAUAAACCUUCCCGAGGCAAGGCUGUCAAGGGGACAUUUUGUUUUCUCACCAAGCAUUAAAAAAUAAAAAAUAAAAACCUGCUGAUGUUUUGGAAAAAAACCGAGCAGAAACCUAACGAAAUAAUAAUUUGAUAAAUUAACAAAUGAACUCCUAAAAAGCGAGUGCUCAACUUUUCGGCCCCCUCCCUCUCUUUUUUUUUUAUGUGGCGAAGAUGGAUCGUUUCAAACACUUUGCCAGGCACAAAUGAGCUAGAUAACUCUUUGUUAAGAUGACUUCCAUAACCAAAGGCCCUGAAAUGGAGGAUGGAGGGUGGUAGAGGAUGACAACACAGAAGGCUUGUAAGGCUGGAAGAAGGAUGGAUCUGGAUCCUCAAAUGAAAUGACUUUAAGCCUAGACAGCCCUAGUCCUGGGGUGUAUUCACUAGGAACUAAAUAGAAACAAAUGGAACGGAGAGGGACCUACCUGAAUUUGUCCAACAGGAACUUUUGUUUCCAUAACAAAACAUUCUCCAUUGUGAAACUUUUUUGCUACAGUGUGCACUAAUGAAUACUCCCCUAAUGACAGUGGCUCCUGUUAUAGCCGGCUACUGAGACCCUCUGCACUCAUCGGAUGUAGCCGGCUACUGAGACCCUCUGCACUCAUCAGAUGUAGCCGGCUACUGAGACCCUCUGCACUCAUCAGAUGUAGCCGGCCACUGAGACCCUCUGCACUCAUCAGAUGUAGCCGGCUACUGAGACCCUCUGCACUCAUCAGAUGUAGCCGGCCACUGAGACCCUCUGCACUCAUCAGAUGUAGCCGGCUACUGAGACCCUCUGCACUCAUCAGAUGUAGCCGGCCACUGAGACCCUCUGCACUCAUCGGAUGUAGCCGGCUACUGAGACCCUCUGCACUCAUCAGAUGUAGCCGGCCACUGAGACCCUCUGCACUCAUCGGAUGUAGCCGGCCACUGUGACCCUCUGCACUCAUCAGAUGUAGCCGGCCACUGAGACCCUCUGCACUCAUCGGAUGAAGACUGAAAUGUGCAAUAGAAUUAGCCUGAAAUCCAGACCUGUUUUGUGCUAACAUUCCACACCUUGUACUCCAUGUCAUAUGUUUGGAGUGGCAAGGAGUGGAAUGAUGGCACAAACAGACAGGUACCAGGCUACGAUAUACUAUAUACGUCCUGUACAUCCAAUCAAUUAAAUGUAAAUGCAACUCAUCAUUGAGAUGGCACUGACCCGGCAAUGACAAAUGGUUGAUGCAUAUCUUGCACUCUUAUCCUGUCCCCUCUCUCUCUAUCCUGUCCUCUCUCUUUCUCUUUCCCUCUCCCCCUCUCUCUCUUCUCUCUCCCCCUCUCUUUCUCCCCCUCUCUUU